Molecule: messenger RNA, 4373 nt
Organism: Cinara cedri
Lineage: Eukaryota; Metazoa; Arthropoda; Insecta; Hemiptera; Aphididae
Source: the annotation of a GenBank genome assembly
CAUCUGCAGCAGCUCGCCGCACACUUGACCACGCGCCGCGGAACACCCGGUGGUCUACGUCGUCGUCCGUUCUCGACCGCGCGCGCGUUACUACUGCUGUUACACAGCUCGACUUGCACUACUGAAGACGCGGCCGUGUGUGCUACUGUUGAAUUAUCGUCGUGUGUUUUUUUUUUUUUUAUCUCUGUAUUUUUCGCGUCACAAUUUAAUUCGCCGACGGUUAUAUCGUACGCAUUUUGUUAACCGUAAAGGAUUUCCGUUACGCCGUACGGGGUGCCGAAACGAUCACAAAACAUGACUUCCGGGGUGGCGGCGGCCGACGAUCCGCUGUCGCAGGGCUCGCCUCUGGCCACCGACGCUUGCGCCCAAAAGAAAAUCAACGAAAACAACCGACGGGUGAGUCGAACGGAACCAACGUUACAAUUAUUGGCCAUAGAAUGAUAAAAAAAUAAUAAUAAAAAAAAUGGUUCGAUAAAUAUUGUUGUCACAUAAUAUUCGAAUAUUACCGACGGUUAUAUUUUGUUGCGCGCCAAUAAACGCCGGUGAUUUUGUUUAAAAACCCAUAAAUGCGUAAUAUUUAUUCGGCAAAAUAGCGAAAACACGACGAUAUUUCAUUUAAAAUAUCGUUGUUCCUAUUUAUUUCAAUUUGUACUGUUUGUAUAAUAUAACGGGGCUUGCGAAUAUUUCGUUUUGGAAGAAAUGCUCGCGGAUUUUCGAAUACCUAAUUUUUAAUUUUUAUAUUUUCGACACGACAAUAAUCAAUAUUACAGUUAAUUGAAAAUCACUACUCUUUAACCGUAUUAUUAUUAUAGCCGGGUUUUCAUUGUUUGGACAACAUUGUGUAAAAUCAUAAUUUAUUCAAACACAAUUACAAUUAAUUAUUAGUAAUAAUUAUGCGCAUACGUCUAUUUUUUUUUAAUAUUAUAUUAAUAGGUCUUUACGCUUAUUAUUUUAGUAUUAUGAAUGUGUUUUACUACCAAAUGCUAUUGCAUAAUAUGCAUUAAAACCUACUAUAUUAUUACUGUAAUUUACGGCUCUUAUGCGACACAAACAAUAAUAUUUCGUUUUUAUCGUCAUUUUUCAGGCAGACAAUACAUUUUCUUAGAUUUUCUAUUGAUAUUUGGUGAUAAAUGUAAAAUAAAAGCACCGAUAGUAGUGUAGCUCGAGCAGGCGUGUUUAUUUUCUCAAACAGAUAAUGAAAAUAUAAAGGUAUCAUUUCGCCGCAAUAUAGCCAAUUGAAUUUGGACUAAAAACUGAAAACAACUAUUUCUAUGACAAAAACGCUGUUACGAUUCACGGUUAUAGACAUAGAGCACAACCAUUGAUUACAAAUAAAUCCUAUUUAUUAAUGAACGGUAAAACAUUAACAACGAUUUAUCUCAUAUCAUAUUCUAAUCGUUAAUUAAUAAUAAUCGUAUGUGGCCACACUAUUCGUAUUUCCAUUGCUUGCAUAUUGCAAUCGAUGGUAUUUUAUUUUUACACUCGGUUGAAAUAAAUUGAAAAAUGUUUUCGAUUUUUCAAAGAUUUCAAUAGGUGUAAGGUAUUUUUUUUCCGAGUGUUAAUAUUUAAAUAGAAAUUGCAGAUCCGGGUGGUAUAGGCAACAUUUUGUACAUGCCUGAUAAAAUAAUCACGGGUUGUUAUUUUCACUCCUUAAAUAAAAAAAAACAAACCCGAUGUUCGCAAUAUUAUGAUUUUGCAUAUUGUUCAAUAUUAAACUUUCAGAUUUGUGUAGAUGUAUUAGAAUUAUUUCUUUUUCAAUAUUAAAACAAAAAUUAUAAAAUUCACUUAAGACAUAAAAUGUUGACCGUUAUUUAACAAGAGAAAUUGCCGAAUGCCGAAUAUUCAUAAAAUGAUAAUUAUAUUCAAUUUUAAUCAAAACUAUUGAACAUUAUUAAUCUAUAAUUAUAAAUUGUAACGUCUAGUCAAUGGUUAAUUUUAUAUUGUAUUGUUCAAUUUUUUUCACAGAGUAACAAACCUAUAAUGGAGAAGAAGAGGAGAGCUAGAAUUAAUAACUGUUUAAAUGAAUUGAAAACUUUGAUCUUGGACGCGACUAAAAAAGACGUAAGUAUUAAAUAGUAAGAAUAGUGGAAUAAUAUGUACUAACAUUAAACAAUUUAAUUAAUUAUUUUUUUAUAUUAUUGUAGCCAGCCAGACAUUCAAAACUGGAAAAAGCAGAUAUAUUGGAAAUGACUGUAAAACAUUUAGAGUCAAUGCAAAGGCAUAGUGUAGCUUUAUCGGCUGCCACAGAAUCAACGGUAGCCAACAAAUUCAAGGCUGGGUUUACUGAGUGUACAAACGAAGUAAGCCGAUUCCCCGGACUUGAACCCCAUGUUCGUAAACGACUUAUGCAACAUUUAGGCACAUACUUUAACAAAGAAAAUGGUAGUUGUAAUUCAAAACUUCCUCCUGCAGCAGUAGAAACAUCGAAUCUCCAAUUGCAUUUGGAUUCUAGUCAAAACGCUAUACUAUUGGGCUCUACUGGAUCAGCUUGUGGGGUCCAAUUAGUUCCGACUAGGCUGCCCAAUGGUGACAUUGCCCUUGUUUUGCCAUCGAGACCUACUGAAACAUCGCCGACAUCACCUCCUCCUCCACCACCUCUUUCUAUGACUGUACCUACUCCUCCUUCCACUCAAUCUGAUUCUUCUGGUAGUGAAUCACCUAUGCCUGAUAGACCAUCGUCGUGCUAUUCAAUGGGCAGUUGUGAUAGUACAGAUACAUACAGUCAAUCAGAAUUGCCAUUGGCGUUGGUUACCAAACAUAAAAAAGACGAUGAACAAUCAGAUUUAGAACAACCUUGGCGACCAUGGUAGCAAAGACUAAAAAUAUUCGUACAAAUUGUUCUCAAUUUGUUUUCAUUUGAACAGGAGAUUCUCAUUAAUUAAGUGUUUUUAUCUUUACAAUUAUGAUGUAUGCACAUUUUUUCGGCUGUUUAUCAAUACUUUCAUUGAUAAUAUUUAUUUGUGCCAUACAUUUAAAAAUAGAUAUUUAUUGUAAAAUUUGUUUAUUCAAAAAGGCUGGUAGCGCAUAACUAUUUUAUAAGACAGUUAUUUUAUGUAUUUUUAUUUACAUUAUUACUAUUUACUUGAACAAUCUGCUCAAACAGUUUAAAUGUUUUUGUUUUAUACUAAAUUUAUUACAUAAAAUUGUACAAUUUCAUUCACUAGAACAUUAAAAAUAAAACAGGGUUCAUGCUAUAAUUGUGUUAAUUUUAUUUAAUAUCAUUUAAAUUUGCUGGGCAUUAGUGCAACAUAAUAUACAAAUUAUAAAAAUUGGUUUUUUUUUUUUUUAUUUUCGCUGUUAACAAUAAUUAAUAUACUAUUUGAAUAUUACAUGGUUCAUAGAUAUUUUAAUAAACUUUAUUUAUUUAUGUCAUGAAGGCAGUAAAAAUUAAAUAAAAUAUUUUACUGUAUUUUAUUGUAAAAUAUUUUUUAUUUUAUGUUUACUUUCUAUUUGACUAUAUUCAUUACAUUAUAUUUAAUAAAUGGUUUCAACUUUUAUUGAAGUUUUCUAGUUUAUUUGAUUUGUAUUUAUUUAUAUUGAAUUAUCUAUAUAGAUCAAAUAGUUUAAGUGAUACGAUUGUAAAAUAAGUAAAUAUAUAAAAUGUAUGAUUAAAUACAUAAUUUAUUUUAAUUUUUUUUUUUUUGUUGUUAAAUACGAGUGAGUAUGAAUGCAAUUUUGUUAUAUUUUGUACUUAUAUGUAUUAUUGUAUUAUAAAUAAAUACAUGUUAAAAAAAGUGCCUCAAACAGCAAUAAUCAUAUUGUCUUCCAUUUGAUUGUAUCUUAGUGGGUUAACCUAUUAUUUAAAAGUUACUUUAUUUUUAUAUUAUGUUAUUCAAUUAUGUGAAAUAUAUUGUAAUUACUUGAUUUUUAAGUAAUAAAAUAAGAAACAUGUUAUGAAUAAAUAUUUGUUGUGAUUUAAUAUGAUAGACAGAGUUAUUUGAAUAUGAAUUGAUCAACAGAAAGUCUACUUAGAGCACUAUAGAUAAUACAUGAAUAAUAUGUAAUUAAUAAUUGUAUUUAUUUAUUUAAUCUAUACACAAGGUGAUUCUUUUAAGUGGGUACAUUCAUUAUCUCAGACAGUAUUAACUUUUUCCGGGAUUUGUUUUCUUGAACACUUAAGAAACAAGCUGCUCUACAAUUUUAUAUUUGUGUUAUUUUUUGUAACCCUUAUUUUUGGGGGUAAAACCGCUAUCUACUUUUUAUUUUUAAAUAGCAACUUAUAUUAAAAAAUCCAUAAAUAGAUGGAGUAUAAAUUAAAAUAAAUUUUAGUAUUGACAUUUGUUAUUUCUAUCAAACCGUUGACAAGAUAUUCCACUUUUAAUUUUAGGUUGGAGGAGAGUAAUGGUGCAUUAAUAACACGUCGCGUGCCGUAC